Mus musculus (house mouse) is the source of this 7385-nucleotide messenger RNA. RefSeq names its product DS cell adhesion molecule like 1 (gene Dscaml1). The transcript is spliced from 32 exons. NCBI's taxonomy places the organism in Eukaryota, Metazoa, Chordata, Mammalia, Rodentia, Muridae. The record is from RefSeq and is a predicted model, not a curated record. Gene Ontology annotation, cellular component: synapse; plasma membrane. The coding region runs from base 799 to 6837 and encodes 2012 amino acids. Gene Ontology annotation, biological process: dendrite self-avoidance.
ACAUCAGCCUUCCACGUCAGAGUCAGGCAUGACAUGGUGCCUGUCUCAGAGCUCAGCUGUGCUAGGCUUCCAUUUGGUGGCUGAUAAGGCACUCUCCUCACUUUGUCUUGACCAGACAGAUUCUGCAAGGCGAGGAAGCUGUGAUGGUGUGUGUGCAGGGGCGCGGGGGGUGUGGUGGGGGGAGGUUAGGGAGAGAGGGACAAAGCACACAUAGAACAGGCAUUAUCUGUGCAUUGUAAAUGACUGGCUUUUUUUUUUUUAAGUAUUAGGUUCUAGUGUAUAUUUGGACAGUGCUGGGGAUGGGUGGUCUGAGACAGCUUCUCCAGGAAGCUGACUUGCAGAAGUGACUAAGGGUUUGGGAGCAACACGUACGAUUGGGCAUUGAGAUAUAGAGUACCAAAUGUCUUCAAAGAUUUUUAGCCCAGAUGUUACUCAGAGCACCUAUGCUCUCCCAUUCGUGGAGGGAAACUGAGUCCAAAAGAAACAGCCAGCAAUGGCUUUGAAUGACCGGCCGGGCGAAAAACCCGUGUUCUUUUCCCCUUACAUGGCAGACUCUUAGCACAUGUAUGACAUAUGCCUCUGUGCGACCAUAGGCUCAAAAGCCUGCGAGUUACAGGGACCCCUCUCCUCUCUCGACCAGAGGAGCAGGAUCGAGACUGUCUGGUCAGGGUCCCCACCUCUGUCCCCUAAGCUUGUGGGACUAAGUGACCCCAGGCUGGGGCUGGAGUAGCACUCACCACCCCGGGGUGUCGCGGGGGGCUGGGGCGGGGAAAGCGGCCGCCUAGCCCAGCCCCGUGGAUGACAGGAGCCGGGGAGCCGAGGAGGGAGGAGCCGCCGCCGCGCGCUGGGCUGAGGAGCAGAGAGAGCGGGGCGCCGAGUGCGGGCGGCUGGGAGCGCGCUGAGCGGGGGAGAGGCGCUGCCGCACGGCCGGCCACAGGACCACCUCCCCGGAGAAUAGGGCCUCUUUAUGGCAUGUGGCUGGUAACUUUCCUCCUGCUCCUGGACUCUUUACACAAAGCCCGCCCCGAGGAUGUCGGCACCAGCCUCUACUUUGUAAAUGACUCCCUGCAGCACGUGACCUUCUCCAGUUCUGUGGGUGUGGUGGUGCCCUGCCCGGCAGCUGGAUCCCCCAGUGCGGCUCUCCGAUGGUACCUGGCCACGGGGGACGACAUCUACGAUGUGCCACACAUCCGGCACGUGCAUGCCAACGGGACUCUGCAGCUCUUCCCUUUCUCCCCCUCCGCCUUCAAUAGCUUUAUCCACGACAAUGACUAUUUCUGCACUGCAGAGAACGCAGCCGGCAAGAUCCGGAGCCCUAACAUUCGCAUCAAAGCAGUUUUCAGGGAACCCUACACCGUCCGGGUGGAGGAUCAAAGGUCAAUGCGUGGCAACGUGGCUGUCUUUAAGUGCCUCAUCCCCUCUUCAGUGCAGGAAUACGUUAGCGUCGUGUCUUGGGAGAAAGACACGGUCUCCAUCACUCCAGAAAACAGGUUUUUCAUCACAUCACAUGGUGGACUGUACAUCUCGGACGUGCAGAAGGAAGAUGCUCUCUCCACCUACCGCUGCAUCACCCAGCACAAAUACAGUGGGGAGACUCGUCAGAGCAACGGAGCUCGGCUCUCUGUGACAGACCCUGCAGAGUCCAUCCCUACCAUCCUGGAUGGCUUCCACUCCCAGGAAGUGUGGACUGGCCACUCGGUAGAGCUGCCCUGUGCUGCUUCCGGCUACCCCAUCCCUGCCAUCCGCUGGCUCAAAGAUGGCAGACCCCUCCCUGCUGACAGCCGCUGGGCUAAGCGCAUUACAGGGCUGACCAUCAGUGACCUGCGCACUGAGGACAGCGGCACCUACAUCUGUGAGGUCACCAACACCUUUGGGUCAGCAGAGGCCAACGGCAUCCUCACAGUCAUUGACCCUCUUCAUGUGACCCUGACACCAAAGAAGCUGAAGACGGGCAUCGGGAGCACGGUCAUCCUAUCCUGCGCCCUCACAGGCUCCCCAGAGUUCACCAUCCGUUGGUACCGCAACACAGAACUGGUGCUGCCGGGUGAGGCCAUCUCCAUCCGUGGGCUCAGCAAUGAGACUCUGCUCAUCUCCUCGGCACAGAAGAGCCACUCGGGAGCCUACCAGUGCUUCGCCACCCGCAAGGCCCAGACAGCCCAGGACUUUGCCAUCAUUGUGCUGGAAGGACCCCCCAGCAUCCGGGCAAUGAGGAACAUCACGGCAGUCGCCGGGCGGGACACACUCAUCAACUGCAGGGUCAUUGGCUACCCCUACUACUCCAUCAAGUGGUACAAGGAUGCCCUGCUGCUGCCCGAUAACCACCGCCAGGUGGUGUUUGAGAAUGGGACUCUCAAGCUGACGGAUGUGCAGAAGGGCAUGGAUGAGGGGGAAUACCUGUGCAGUGUUCUCAUCCAGCCACAGCUUUCCAUCAGCCAGAGUGUCCACGUGGCCGUCAAAGUGCCCCCUCUGAUCCAGCCCUUCGAGUUCCCCCCUGCCUCCAUCGGCCAGCUGCUCUACAUUCCCUGUGUGGUGUCCUCGGGGGACAUGCCAAUCCGCAUCACCUGGAGGAAGGACGGACAGGUGAUCAUCUCAGGCUCAGGCGUGACCAUCGAGAGCAAGGAGUUCAUGAGCUCCCUGCAGAUCUCCAGCGUCUCCCUCAAGCACAACGGCAACUACACUUGCAUCGCCAGCAACGCAGCGGCCACUGUGAGCAGGGAGCGCCAGCUCAUCGUGCGUGUGCCCCCUCGAUUUGUGGUGCAGCCCAAUAACCAAGAUGGCAUCUACGGCAAAGCUGGUGUGCUCAACUGCUCGGUAGAUGGCUACCCACCACCCAAGGUGAUGUGGAAGCAUGCCAAAGGGAGUGGGAACCCCCAGCAAUAUCACCCGGUGCCCCUCACUGGCCGCAUCCAGAUCCUACCCAACAGCUCCCUGCUGAUACGCCACGUCCUGGAAGAGGACAUCGGCUACUACCUCUGCCAGGCCAGCAACGGCGUGGGCACCGACAUCAGCAAGGCCAUGUUCCUCACCGUGAAAAUCCCAGCAAUGAUCACAUCUCACCCCAACACCACGAUCGCCAUCAAGGGCCACCCCAAGGAGCUGAACUGCACUGCGCGUGGCGAGCGGCCCAUCAUAAUCCGCUGGGAGAAGGGGGACACAGUCAUUGAUCCCGACCGUGUCAUGCGCUAUGCCAUUGCUACCAAGGACAAUGGCGAUGAAGUGGUCUCCACGCUUAAGCUCAAGCCAGCUGACCGUGGGGACUCCGUGUUCUUCAGCUGCCAUGCUAUCAACUCAUAUGGAGAGGACCGAGGUUUGAUCCAGCUCACUGUGCAAGAGCCCCCUGACCCCCCAGAGCUAGAGAUCCGGGAGGUGAAGGCCCGGAGCAUGAACCUGCGCUGGACUCAGAGAUUUGAUGGAAACAGCAUCAUCACCGGCUUUGAUAUUGAAUACAAGAACAAAUCAGAUUCCUGGGAUUUUAAGCAGUCCACACGCAACAUCUCCCCAACUAUCAACCAGGCGAACAUCGUGGACUUACACCCUGCAUCGGUGUACAGCAUCCGCAUGUACUCCUUCAACAAGAUCGGGCGCAGCGAGCCAAGCAAGGAGCUUACCAUCAGUACGGAAGAGGCUGCUCCUGAUGGGCCUCCCAUGGAUGUCACCUUGCAACCAGUGACUUCACAGAGCAUCCAGGUGACCUGGAAGGCACCAAAGAAGGAGCUGCAGAAUGGAGUCAUCAGGGGAUACCAGAUUGGCUACCGGGAGAACAGCCCUGGCAGUAAUGGGCAGUACAGCAUUGUGGAAAUGAAGGCGACGGGGGACAGUGAGGUCUACACCCUGGAUAACCUCAAGAAGUUCGCUCAGUACGGCGUGGUGGUCCAAGCCUUCAACCGGGCAGGCACGGGGCCCUCAUCUAGUGAGAUCAAUGCCACCACCUUGGAGGAUGUGCCCAGCCAGCCUCCAGAGAAUGUCCGAGCUCUGUCCAUCACUUCUGAUGUGGCUGUCAUCUCCUGGUCGGAGCCCCCACGAAGUACCCUCAAUGGUGUCCUCAAAGGCUACCGGGUCAUCUUCUGGUCACUCUACGUUGAUGGAGAGUGGGGCGAGAUGCAGAAUGUCACCACCACAAGGGAGCGAGUGGAGCUUCGCGGUAUGGAGAAGUUCACCAACUACAGCGUCCAGGUGCUCGCCUACACGCAGGCUGGGGAUGGUGUGCGCAGCAGCGUGCUCUACAUCCAGACCAAGGAAGAUGUUCCAGGCCCCCCUGCUGGCAUCAAAGCUGUCCCUUCAUCAGCUAGCAGUGUGGUCGUGUCCUGGCUGCCCCCAACCAAGCCCAAUGGGGUGAUCCGCAAAUACACCAUCUUCUGUUCCAGCCCUGGGUCCGGUCAGCCGGCUCCCAGCGAGUACGAGACCAGUCCUGAACAGCUCUUCUACCGGAUCGCCCACCUGAACCGGGGACAGCAGUACUUGCUAUGGGUGGCUGCGGUCACCUCUGCAGGCAGGGGGAACAGCAGCGAGAAGGUCACCAUUGAACCUGCUGGCAAGGCCCCAGCAAAGAUCAUCUCAUUUGGAGGCACUGUAACAACACCCUGGAUGAAAGAUGUCCGGCUGCCUUGCAAUUCAGUAGGAGAUCCAGCCCCGGCUGUGAAGUGGACCAAGGACAGUGAAGACUCAGCAAUCCCCGUGUCCUUGGAUGGACACCGGCUUAUCCACACAAACGGCACACUGCUGCUUCGUGCUGUGAAGGCUGAAGACUCCGGCUAUUAUACCUGCACAGCCACCAACACUGGUGGCUUUGAUACCAUCAUCGUCAACCUUCUGGUACAAGUUCCCCCGGACCAGCCCCGCCUCACUGUCUCCAAAACCUCUGCCUCUUCUAUCACCCUGACCUGGAUUCCAGGAGACAAUGGGGGCAGCUCCAUCAGAGGCUUCGUGUUGCAAUACUCUGUGGACAACAGCGAGGAGUGGAAGGAUGUGUUCAUCAGCUCUAGCGAGCGCUCCUUCAAGCUAGACAGCCUCAAGUGUGGCACGUGGUACAAGGUGAAGCUGGCGGCCAAGAACAGUGUGGGCUCUGGGCGCAUCAGCGAGAUCAUCGAGGCCAAGACCCAUGGGCGGGAGCCUUCCUUCAGCAAAGACCAACACCUCUUCACCCACAUCAACUCCACACAUGCUCGGCUUAACCUGCAGGGCUGGAACAAUGGAGGUUGUCCCAUCACAGCCAUUGUCCUGGAGUACCGGCCCAAGGGGACCUGGGCCUGGCAGGGCGUCCGAGCCAACAGCUCCACAGAGGUGUUUCUGACAGAACUUCGAGAGGCUACGUGGUAUGAGCUACGCAUGAGGGCUUGCAACAGCGCCGGCUGUGGCAACGAGACCGCCCAGUUUGCCACCCUGGACUACGACGGCAGCACCAUCCCACCCAUCAAAUCUGCUCAAGGAGAAGGCGAUGACGUGAAGAAGCUCUUCACCAUCGGCUGCCCAGUCAUCCUGGCCACCCUCGGGGUGGCGCUGCUCUUUGUUGUACGAAAGAAGAGGAAGGAGAAGAGGCUGAAGAGGCUACGAGAUGCAAAGAGUUUGGCAGAAAUGCUGAUAAGCAAGAACAACCGAAGCUUCGACACCCCUGUGAAAGGACCUCCCCAGGGUCCACGGCUCCACAUCGACAUUCCAAGGGUCCAGCUGCUCAUUGAGGACAAGGAAGGCAUCAAGCAGCUGGGAGAUGACAAAGCCACCAUCCCAGUAACUGAUGCUGAGUUCAGCCAAGCUGUCAACCCACAGAGCUUCUGUACUGGUGUCUCUUUGCACCAUCCGGCCCUCAUCCAGAGCACGGGACCCCUCAUCGACAUGUCUGACAUCCGGCCAGGAACCAAUCCAGUGUCCAGGAAGAAUGUGAAAUCAGCCCACAGCACCCGGAACCGGUACUCAAGCCAAUGGACCUUGACCAAGUGCCAGGCCUCCACCCCUGCCCGAACCCUCACCUCUGACUGGCGCACUGUGGGCUCCCAGCAUGGUGUCACCGUCACUGAGAGUGACAGCUACAGCGCUAGUCUAUCCCAAGACACAGACAAAGGAAGGAACAGCAUGGUAUCCACAGAGAGCGCUUCCUCCACCUAUGAGGAGCUGGCCCGGGCCUAUGAGCACGCCAAGCUGGAGGAGCAGCUGCAGCACGCCAAGUUUGAAAUCACAGAAUGCUUCAUCUCGGACAGCUCCUCAGACCAGAUGACCACGGGCACCAACGAGAACGCUGACAGUAUGACAUCUAUGAGCACACCCUCAGAGCCUGGUAUCUGCCGCUUCACAGCCUCUCCACCCAAGCCGCAGGAUGCUGACAGGGGCAAAAACGUGGCUGUGCCCAUCCCUCAUCGAGCCAACAAGAGUGACUACUGCAACCUGCCACUGUACACCAAGUCUGAGGCCUUCUUCCGAAAGGCAGAUGGGCGGGAGCCCUGCCCUGUGGUCCCACCCCGAGAGGCCUCCAUGAGGAACCUGACUCGAGCCUACCAUACCCAGGCCCGGCACCUCACUCUGGACCCUGCCAGCAAGCCCUUGGGCCUCCCCCAUCCAGGGGCCACCGCUGCCACCGCCACGGCCACCUUACCUCAGAGGACUCUGGCCAUGCCAGCCCCCCCAGCUGGCACGGCCCCCCCAGCACCUGGUCCUACUCCCAGUGAGCCCUCUGCUGCCCCUAGUGCUGCCCCUCCGGCCCCCAGCACUGAACCUCCACGGGCCGGAGGCCCACACACCAAAAUGGGGGGCUCCAGGGACUCACUACUCGAAAUGAGCACCCCAGGGGUAGGGCGUUCUCAGAAACAGGGGGCUGGCGCCUAUUCCAAAUCCUACACCCUGGUGUAGGAUGGCCGACAAAUGGAGAAGGGCUCCACACUGGGACCUCUGCGCCUCCAGCCCCCGCACACCAACGUGGCUGAAUUAUUUAUAUUAAGCUCACAGACAAAAAAAAAAAAAAAAAAAGACGUCAAAAAGAAAUCCCCAGUCAUGAACACUUGUACAUAGGACUCUUUUGUACAAAUGAAACUAUUUUCUUCUUCUCCAUGAAGCCAGGGCACAAAACAAGUCAAAUCCUCCACCCCACAAAACACGCGUGGAGAGAUAUAUACAUAUAUAGGCAGAGUGGGACACAGCGACAAUCUAUAUAUCUAUAUAUUUCUCUCACCUUCUUUUGAGACAGAGGCACAAAGACAGCAAUUUUUCUGCCCUCCUCACCCCCCUCCUCCCAACUAGGUGAUUUUGACAAAGACCAAAAUCCCAACUCAGAGACACUGCAUGCGAUUUUACUGUUCCAAGAAAACCGGGAGUUGCUUCAAUUUGCAGAUGCUUAUGUGCUAAUACCUUUUUCUAUGAAAAAAGACCCAGCGCCGUGUGCAAUAAAGGUUAUGUUUCUA